Messenger RNA from Penicillium chermesinum, 1101 nucleotides. RefSeq lists its product as uncharacterized. The coding region runs from base 1 to 1101 and encodes 366 amino acids. The transcript has a single exon. The record is from RefSeq and is a predicted model, not a curated record. NCBI's taxonomy places the organism in Eukaryota, Fungi, Ascomycota, Eurotiomycetes, Eurotiales, Aspergillaceae.
AUGCUUCAACUCUCCCCACCAGAAGCCAUGGGGGAAGACCUUGAAUUCCCAGGCUGGCAGGUGACGGACACAGAUCUCCAUGUUUCCUUAUCAGAUGGACUCAUACCGUACAUCCCACCACUGUCCGCCCCAAUAUCCGAGAUUCCACAUGCAGCUAUUACGCCGCAAAGUAGAUCGCUCUCCCUCUUGCAUUCAAAGCCCUGGUUCCUCGAAGAUCAGACCUGGAUCAAGCAACACAAAAACGAAGAUCCAGCCUGCAAGACAUUCGCCUCCUUAGAACCGUUCCUCAACGACGUCCGCAAUAUGCUCGACUCAUGGAUCCAAAACGGCCACAGUAGCAUUAUCCAUCGCCGUCUCUAUGAAUCUGGCAUGCCGAGAUGUCUCCAAGAUGCAUAUACAACGGUUGCAUCGUACAAUAGCCGAACCGCAGCCAUGACACCCACGAUCCUCCAGAUCGCCGACGAGCGCGCCACCACCCUCAUCCAGCAAGGCCUGCCCACAGAACGCGGAUCAAAAGGACUGCAACUGCAUCUCGCCUGCGUCCAAGCUCUAUUCUUCUACCAAUUAAUCCGCUUAUUCGACGGCUCCAUCCUCCACCGCGCCUCCGCCGAGAGACAGAUCUCCACACUACGGCAGUGGGUGACAUGGAUGUGCGAAGUAGCUAAAAUACACCAGCAAGAAGACCUUGACCUGAAUACAGACCCGUUUGGUUGGACGAGCCCGUUCGACCGCGAAUACAAUGCCGCCACGAAGCUGUGGCGGCUGUGGAUACUGACGGAGAGUAUUCGGCGCACACAAGUGGUCGUCGAUACAGUGCUGAAUCUCUACCAGCUUAUGGUGCACGGGUGGUCUGACUGUUCGGGGGCGGUCAUGGUGACGGCGCGCCGGGGACUGUGGGAGGCUGACUCGGCUAUCAAGUGGGUGAACUUGUCUCGGGCGGACACGCCUUUGCUGGUGCCGUCUAUGCAGCCGGGACACUACUUGUCUGAGUACCCUGCUGCGGAGUUUGAUGGGUUUGUGCAUAUGCUGUGGAGGUUUAUUGCGGGGCCGGAUAAGAUUCAGCACUGGGUUGAGAAGAGUGGGGCGGUGCCUGUAUCAUAG